ACAGCCUGCUCUUGGCCAGGCUAGUACCAGCAUCGUUCUCUCCAGUGGAAUAUCGAAUACCGAGCCGAGAUUCUGCCGUAACUAAUUCCAAGUCCGAUCCAUAUGGGAGGUUUCAAUAUGAAGGUCUGCGCCCUUGCGGCCUGUCUGCUGCUGGCCGGCCAGGUGGCCAGCUAUUCGAUGGAGGAUUUGUGCGCCCAGUGGUCGGGCUCCGGCUACGUGGGCGACCCAGCCGACUGCCACGGCUGGGGCUACUGCCAGGGCCAGAAGCUGGUGUCGUGGAACAAGUGCAAAGACGGCCUCGUCUUCAACGCCCAGACCUCGAGCUGCGGCUUUGACAACUCAACGAUUUGCACCACCAGCGCGGUGGCCACCUGCACGGCCGCCAAGUCUCCCAUGUACGUGGCAGUGCUCAACGAUUGCAACCAGUAUGGCUACUGCUUCGGCAACGGCUCCAUUGGCUACGGAAACUGCGGCGCCGGCGGCGUCUAUGCUGCCAACAACAACACCUGCGUCUGGGGGCCAACUUGCCCUCAGGACACCAUCUGCCGCUUCAUGAAGAAUGACAUUUUCGUGGGCGAUCCGAACAACUGCGGCUCCUACCUGCAGUGCAACAACGGCUACGGCACUCCGGGACAAUGUGCCCCCGGCAAGUACUACAAUCCGGGCAAUGGCAUGUGCCAGGCGACCAAUCCCUGCACCGGCAACUCCGGCAACAGUGACAGCAACCCAGGCACCACCUACACUGUGGGACAGUCGGUGGCAGGCGCCUGCACGGGCGGCACAGCCAUAGCUCCCGCCACAACCUUCUUUAUGGCCGAUAAGCAAACUUGCUAUGGAUACUUCUACUGUACAACAGCAGCAGGAAAUGGAAUUUGGAACGCCUGUCUGACUGGCACCCACUUCGAUCCCACCACACAGAAAUGCCUCUCUCCCGCUUCAUUCGCCUGCACCUAUAACCGUUGCGGCAAUGUCAAUGCCCCGUUCAUGGCGGUCAGUGGCCAAAGUUGCAAGCAAUAUGAAAUCUGCUCAAACAGCGCCACAGCCUACUGUCCCUCCUCCAAUCCCUACUACGAUGAAGUACAUAAUAUAUGUACAGCAGACAGGCCCGCCUACAAAAUUUGCGCUUGAUC
Molecule: messenger RNA, 1130 nt
Organism: Drosophila subobscura
Lineage: Eukaryota; Metazoa; Arthropoda; Insecta; Diptera; Drosophilidae
Product: peritrophin-44
Exons: 2
Coding region: 103-1128 (341 amino acids)
Cellular component (GO): extracellular region
Molecular function (GO): chitin binding
Source: RefSeq, a predicted model, not a curated record